AUGCCAACCCAGGCAUCCGUCUCUCCCAUUGCUGGGACCAACGGCUCAGUCAGCAGCAAAACCAUCCAUCAAUUCGCCAACCUGCUCGACUGGGCCGAAAACAUUGCCGUUCGCCCCAAUGGUAACCUCUUGGUGACGCUGCUGGGUCUGAAGCCCCAGCUCUGGCAAAUCGCCGAGCCAUGGACGGAUACCCCCGCCGCGACACUCGUCCACACCUUUCCCAGCGAGUUGUACGGCCUCGUCGGCAUUGCCGAGACGAGUCCCGACGUCUUUGUCACGGCCGGUAUCAACACGACGACGCCCAGUCUGUCUUCGGUCUGGGAGGUGACGUUUGGUACCGACGAUAAUGAUGGAUCCGAGUCCGUCGCCACCCGCAAGAUUGCCGACAUGCACAACGCCAUUGUGCUCAAUGGCGUAGCGGCGGUGCCGGGUUGCGGCGACGAACCCUCCUCCUCCUCGGCCGUCUUGAUUGCCGAUUCCAUGGCUGGCGUCGUCUUUCGCGUAGACACCCAGACGGGCAACGUCACCACGGCCGCCCAGGUGCCCGAAAUGGCGCCGCUCGGCAACAUGACGUCGACGCAGAAUAUUGGUAUCAAUGGUAUCAAGAUCCGCGACGGCUACCUCUACUUUGACAAUAGCUACGCGGCGACCUUGUACCGCGUCAAGAUUGACGAGACCGGCUUCGUGGCCGCGGACGCCGUUGCUGAAAAUGUUGCCGUCAUUAGCGAUGAGACCUUUCUCGAUGACUUUGUGUUUGACACGCGCGGCAAUAUCUACAUUGCCUCAAAUCACGGAAGCACGGUGCGCCGGGUUGAUAUGGCGACGGGUGACAAUGUUGUACUGGCUGGAGCUGCAGGUCAACAGACUGUCCUCGGGGAUACGGCUGCAGCUUUUGGAAGAACGGAUAUGGAUCGCGAAGUCCUAUACGUGACAACGAGUGGCUUCGAUGUCAAGACGGCCGUCGAGCCAGGCAAGGUUGUUGCUAUCAACGUUGCUGGAUUGAAGUAG
Messenger RNA from Pestalotiopsis fici W106-1, 1008 nucleotides. RefSeq lists its product as uncharacterized. The transcript has a single exon. Lineage: Eukaryota; Fungi; Ascomycota; Sordariomycetes; Amphisphaeriales; Sporocadaceae. The record is from RefSeq and is a predicted model, not a curated record. Bases 1 to 1008 code for a protein of 335 amino acids.